Messenger RNA from Pristis pectinata (smalltooth sawfish), 960 nucleotides. It is a transcript of the gene fth1a, whose product is annotated as ferritin, heavy polypeptide 1a. Gene Ontology annotation, molecular function: ferric iron binding; ferrous iron binding. The record is from RefSeq and is a predicted model, not a curated record. Bases 201 to 734 code for a protein of 177 amino acids. The transcript is spliced from 4 exons. Lineage: Eukaryota; Metazoa; Chordata; Chondrichthyes; Rhinopristiformes; Pristidae. Gene Ontology annotation, biological process: intracellular iron ion homeostasis; iron ion transport. Gene Ontology annotation, cellular component: cytoplasm.
CGCCGGGGCUCCCGCAGAAGAGGUCAGUUCAGAGUGAAGGAGAAGCCGAGGGAGCGAGUGUUCCUGCUUCAACAGUGCUUGAACGGAACCUUCAUUCCCAGCCGCUUUAUCCGUCCACCGUCGGCAGCCCGCUCCACAGACACCAUCGUAGCAUAUCUCUGUCAUAUACUAAACUUUUUUUUCCCCCUUCGCUAUUCGAAAUGAGCUCCCAGGUACGACAGAAUUAUCACCCCGACUGCGAGGCAGCCGUCAGUCGGCAGAUCAACCUGGAGCUGUACGCGUCCUACGUCUACCUCUCCAUGUCCUAUUACUUUGACCGUGAUGACAUUGCAUUGAAGAACUUUGCCAGUUUUUUUCUGGAGCAGUCUCAUGAAGAGCGUGAGCACGCCGAGAAACUGAUGAAGCUACAGAAUCAGCGAGGAGGCCGCACCUUACUCCAGGAUAUUAAGAAACCAGAUCGUGAUGAAUGGGGAAGUGGCUUGGAUGCAAUGGUAUGCUCUUUGGAGUUGGAGAAGAGUGUGAAUCAGUCACUUUUGGAGUUGCAUAAACUGGCUACAGAUAGGAAUGACCCUCAUCUUUGUGACUUUUUGGAGACCCACUACUUGGAUGAGCAAGUCAAAUCCAUCAAGCUAUUAGGAGACCAUGUAACCAACUUGCGGAGAUUGGGUGCUCCUGAAAAUGGCAUGGCUGAAUACUUAUUUGACAAACACACCUUGGGCAAAGACAGCAGCUGAACACUUGAAUUGUUGCCAGUCCCUUGCUGCUUACAGCACUGUCUGUAAACCUCAGUGCAUGUUUAGCUUAUUUAUAGUCUGUCUAGUUUUCACACUAAUUAUGUAAUUGAUUAUAUCACCAUAAACUUAAAUGGAUUCUAUUAAGGUGUACCUUGGUGGAUUUAUUGAAGUGUACUUGUUUUAAAAAAAGUUCUCUGACUGACCUGAAUAAAGCAACUCAAAAGUG